Messenger RNA from Cylicocyclus nassatus, 429 nucleotides. Lineage: Eukaryota; Metazoa; Nematoda; Chromadorea; Rhabditida; Strongylidae. The record is from the annotation of a GenBank genome assembly.
AUGAGUAGACCAGGAGCUUGGGCCACAGUUUGGUCAAAUUUCUUGAAGUAUAUCCGGAAGGAUUGGGCGACUAAGCACUACGUUGGAGAAGAUCACGUUGGUCAUCGAUAUUACGAAUUAGUUAAUACUCGUCAGAAUGUUACCAGAGGGUUUGAUCCGCCUCGGAACAAACCCGACUCACAACCCGGAGUGGAGUGGCAGUCUUGGCUGAAGGGUACGCGGCGGUUCCCACCAUCAGACCAAGAGCUGGCAUUGAAUCAGAUGAGAGGGAAAGCACAACUUGCGCAAAAUACCGUGACAGAAAAGCGAGCACCGCGCAUAGAUACAAAGGAUCCCCCUCCGGACAAAGAUAAGCCGGCGCCAUUCCCAAAAUACGACGACAUGGAGUCAGCGCCUGGGGUGAAAAAGGGGUGCUUACCACAUCUCUAG